Molecule: messenger RNA, 4409 nt
Organism: Closterium sp. NIES-67
Lineage: Eukaryota; Viridiplantae; Streptophyta; Zygnematophyceae; Desmidiales; Closteriaceae
Source: the annotation of a GenBank genome assembly
CAGACUGGACUCUCCGCCUUCCAUCCCUGCAGGAUGCUGCACUUGCCGCGUGUCAUCAUCGCGUAACCGCCAAUGGAGACCGCGCCUAGAGCCCAUCCCCCGUCCGCACCCAGGCCCGAUCGCGGCGCGGAUCGCCCGCUAUCGCGGCCGUUUCCUACGUCGAAAUCCGAGAAGGCGAGACCGCAUAGCCAAUCGAGUUCCGACACGUCUCACAGCACGACACCACGGGCCCAAUCGCAUGCACGGCUGCAGCCCUUCACUCCCUCGCACCCUUCCGUACCGCCCCGAAGUCCUCCUGCUACAGGCGGUUCCGUCUUGCGAGGCUCGAUAAGCCACGAGAAUCUGAGAUUAGGUUCGGAUUCCGAACCUGAAUCGAGCCUCGGUGACGAGCCGGACGGGUUUGAGUUCCCCGGUUUGUCGGGUUCGGCCGGCGGGCCGGUCGCCUCUGCGGUGUCGAGAGUUUCCGCCGCACGCCAUGCAUUUCCGCGGAGCGUUUCCGCCUCCAGCGGGAUUCCUGCGGAGACUUCCGCGCGCGCCCCGACUUCCCGCGGGCGCCCUCCCCCCGCCAGAUCAUCCGACGUGGACAGCAGAUCUGACGGUGGAGAUUCGCUUAGUUUAGACGACGUUAGGUCCGAUAGCGGCGGCGCGUCAUGGCCCGAUUAUGCGGGAAACGGCGGCGGAUCCCCUCUUUCCGGCGCCCGCGCGCUCCCCCAUUCCCCCCUUUCCUCGCGCUCUGCUUCCGCCAGUCCAAGCCGGCUUCCGCCUGGGCGCGGUAGGCCGGGAGUGAUCAGCCCUUCUGGCGGAGCAGCAGCCACGGGGGGACGCGAGUUUGCGCGUUCCGCCUCGCAGCCCGUGCGGAAGCUAGACUCAGUCAGACACUCCUCCGCACACACGCCUCCGCUCCCUUCCCCCCUUUCCUCCAGUUCCUCCGCUGGUGCAGCUCCCCCGCCAGGUCUUCCCCCCGCGAGGAGAGCUGGGGAACAAGCGCAAGGGCAAGCGCGCGCCCGCCCGAUGACGUCGGGGAAAGCCCCGCUGGCGGCGGAGGGGUUCGCUGGCGGGGGAAGGGGAGCAGCAGGCGCGCCGAUCAGGAUUACCGCAGCUGCCUCCGCCGCCGCCGUGGCUGCUGCUGCGGAUGGCGCAAGCAGUGCUACAGCCGCCGUUCCCCCCGGCGGCGCUGGCGGCCUGCGCACUGUGGCGGGCGCGGUGGCGUCUCGCGCCCUGAGGAAGAGCGCGAGCGCGCCGCAGGUGCGGCCGGGGGAGGGGCCGUCGAACGCGAGCACGCGCGCCGUGGCUGAGAGGGCGGCGCUGAAGCUGCGGGGCCGGGGACACCCUGGCAGUGCUGACGCCGGGGGUGGUGGGGGUGCCGGAGGGGGUGAUAGUGAUGGGGUUGUGGCAGGAGUAGGAGCAGUAGGAGCGGAGAGGCCGAGGACGAGAGUGGGGCGGGGGGCGAUGCAGGGAGAAGCCGAUGAAGACAGCCCACGGCUUGGCCGCGCAGGCGCGCAUGGCGCAGGGCCGAGCGCAGGGGAUGUAGGGGGCGGGGUAAGGGUGGGCGGGUUUGCAGCGCCGAGGGAGCGGCCCACGACGCCCCCGAGGCGAGACAUGUCUGCUGCGAGCAGCGCUGCUGGCGUUGCUGCCGCUGUUGGCGUGGGUGUGGUGCUAGACCGCCCCAAGACGCCGUCGCGCAUGGACAUGCACGACGCGGAGAGGGCUAGAGCGGCCGCCGCAGCAGCAGGAGGGGGAGUGGCAGCAGCCGGCCCACUGCAGCAGCCGCUGACCCCGCGGGUGCUGGAGCGGCCGUCCACGCCGCUGGCUGGGCAGCGCCCCACCACGCCUCUGCUGCGCGCCGAGGCGGGGCUCGAGCGCCCAAGGACGCCCACGAGGCGGCAGGACGGGGAAAGAGGGCACGCAGGGGGGGCGGCGGCAUGGGCGGAGGGGGCGGCAGGGCGACGGGAGGGGGCUCUGGAGAGGCCGAAGACGCCCACGAGGCGGCAGGAUGGGGCGGCAGGGGGGGUGCGGGGGGAGGAGCCACAGGAGCGGCUGGAGCGGCCGACCACUCCGCUCCACGGGAUGGAGGCAGCCCCCCCCGCGCACAUGCACGACGUGGGCGUGGCAGGGGGGCGAUUGGGGGCAGCAGAGCGCCUAGAUGUGGACGUAGAGCGGGCAGGGCCUGCAGGGCGCCCGCACACGGCAGUGAGCCGAGUGCAGCCCGGCAGCCGGGCGGACCGGUCCAGCUUCCGCGGUAAAGUCAGGCCCAAGUCGUUUGUGGAGAGGGGAGGGGGAGGGGGAGGGGCAGCGUGGGUUGGCGCAGCGGCAGUGCAGCGGCCCACCACUCCUGUGAGGCGCGCUGAUGGGUCCAUGGACCGACCACUCACUCCUGGGGGGAGGCGGGCGGCCAUGGGGGGAGAGGGGGGGGCAGGAGGAGGAACGUCAGGAGGGGAAUUUGCAGGGAUCGAACGGCCCUCAACGCCCGCUGGUAGGAUAGCUGGGGUCGAUCAAACGGUCCUGCUCGACCGCCCGUCAACGCCCCUGGGCGGCCGCCCAACCACACCGCCCGGCGCCCGUCCCACUACGCCAUCUGGCGGGCGGCCGACGACGCCGGACCGCGGGCGGCUGGACGCGGCAGUGAAUCCCCUGGCUCGGGCGAAUCGGAUGGCGCCGUUCCCCAUGCCGCUGUUCCCCCACUCUGCUUCCACUGGGCGCGGCGGCGUGGGCGAGUUCGAUCGCCUCUGCGUGCAGCAUGAGGACGAGGAGGACGAGGAGGCGGAGGGGGAGGGGGAGGAGGGGGAGGAGGGGGGGCGGGAGGGGAGUUGGCGUAGGGUGAGCGGGGCUGGUGGGGAGAGGAGCUCUGGGACAAGGCCGUCUGGUGGUGGGAUGGGCAGCGGGGGAGGGGGGGUACGUCCUGUGCAGAGCAGCAGCAGUGGCAGCGGUAGCAGCGGCAGUGAGGGACAGGCACGAGGGCAGGGCAUUGGGCGGGGCACAGGGCAGGGGAGGGGGCAGGGGAGAGGCGGAAGCAUGGGCCGGAUGCAGGGGGGGCAGCAGCAGGGGAUCAGAGGGGCGGGACGAGGCGAACUGCAGGGAGGCUUUGGAGAGGGUAUAGGGGCAGGGAGGCUGCCACCUGGGAAGGCUGUUUCUAGGGAAGGUACAGCUGACAGGGGGGGCGUGAGACAGGGGGAGAUGGGGCAUGGGGCGAAGGCAGGGGUGGCCUCAACAGGAGCUUGUGCUGUUGGGAGGAGGUAUGGGGGCGUGGAACACGCUGACAUGGCAUCAGGGUCCACUUCCAGCGCUGCUGACUCAGCACCUGCAGAUGCUGACGUGUUCAGGGCGUUUAUCCUGGGCCGCCCAUAUGCUGACGUGGAGGAGCGGUUUGAGAUGGAGGGGGAGGUGCUGGCACGGGGGGAGUUUGGGGCGGUGCGCGUGUGCGUGGAACGGGAGAGUGGGGAGACGCUUGCCUGCAAGAUGAUUGACAAGCGCAGCAUCCAGUCCACCGACGAGGCGCGCAACCUGAGGCGGGAGGUGGCGGCCAUGGAGGUGGUGUCAGGGCAUCCCAAUGUGGUGCGCCUGCAUGCCGCAUGUGAAGAUGAUAAGAGCAUCUUCCUGGUGAUGGAGUUGUGUCGGGGCGGCGAUCUCUUUGACUUCAUGCGGCAGUACGGCCGCCUGCCCGAGUCCAUGGCAGCCCCAGUGUGCCGGCAGCUGCUGCAGGCGCUGCACCACUGCCACACGUGCGGCGUGCUGCACCGCGAUGUGAAGCCCGAGAACGUGCUGCUGCUCAUGCCGGGCAGCGUCAGCCAGAUCAAGCUGGUUGACUUUGGGAUCUCCACAGACGUUGAGCCUGAUGCUGCCUCGUGCAAGCUGUACGGCACACCCCUCUAUCUCGCCCCAGAGACUCUGGACGGCAUCUGGGGCCCUCCAGCUGACGUCUGGAGCACAGGGGUUCUAGUCUAUGCAUUGUUGUCCGGACUUCCCCCCUUUUGGGCCGCUUCAAAUGAGGCCAUUUACAGUGCCAUCCGCACCAAAGCCCCUCGCUUCACAUCUGCGCGCUGGAAGCAUGUGUCUGAGGGCGCCAAAGAGCUGCUCCAAGCCAUGCUGGUGAAAGACCCCACUAGACGGAUCACAACAAGCCAGGCACUAGCACAUGAAUGGAUUCGGGAUACAGCAGGUGCUCCACAAUCUCCCACACUCCCUCCUCCCCGUCUCCUCUCACCGCAUUCAUCAUCCAGCUUCUUUUCUGGGAGAACCCUCGAUAGUGAGCCCUCUCUCUCCUCUCAAGCUUCUGUUUCCUCCGAGCCUUCAGUCGCCUCGGAACUUUCUCCCUUGCCAGGAGGUCUGAUGCGAGAGCCGUCACUGGCUUUAGGCUUACUUUGAAUCAGACCCGCAAACUUAGCUGUCAUUAGCACUUUUACAUUUUAGGU